GCGGAAUAAAAGUAAUGUUUGUGUUGUUCACGUUGAUGGUCGGUCAGUUCAGCAGUGACAUGAAAGUCAGCUGCCAGACAAGGCGGGAGUUGCUUCGGGUAUCAGUGUGGCAGCUUUUCCCCGACAUGAGGGGCGAUUAAAAUUAUCAGAUACUGCGAUUCUUCCAGUGGCCACCUCCCCAGCUCCCCGCCGCCAGUGGUGUGAUACAAGUAGUAAUCUUAUCACUCUUGUCUUGACUCGCCUGUGGAGUGUUGGCGGUGGAGUGAACACGUAGUACCUCUGGCAGCAUCACCUGGCGGCGCUGGUAACGCGGAGAAACAUAGGUGUUGAAGCUGCUCUUCAUCCACCCAUGCUGCCCCUCUCACCGCAUCAAAUUUUCUCAAUACUAAUUCCUUUGGAUCUUCAUUAAUGCGUCUACCCCCGUGAGUGAGCCACAUGAAGCACACGUCAGCAUCACCACCCUUGGCUUGACACGCUCCCACAGCAACAAGGAGCAAGGAGGCGGAGUGUGACGCGCGUUGUGGCACCAACACAGAGGCAGGCAGCCUGAAGCAAGGGCAGUAACACAGAGGCAGGCAGCCUGAAGGAAGGCCAGCAACACAGAGGCAGGCAGCCUGAAGGAAGGCCAGCAACACAGAGGCAGGAGUUUGAGCCAUGGAUGACAACGUGGAGGAGUGUCCAGUGUGCCUCACCACCUUUGACGACACCCUCAGGCGGCCACGCAACCUGCCCUGUGGCCAUACAGUGUGCUCGCCGUGCAUUGACGGACUGAAGCAGCAGGGUGCCAUCACGUGCCCCACCUGCCGGGCGAGUCACGCCGUGCCCGAGGCGGGCCAGUUCCCCAUCUCCUAUAUUACAGAGGGCCUUAUCAGGAGACUGAGAAGACUGGCCUCUCUGCCAGCCGAGCCAGGGAAGCAGGCAGCCCCACCAGUGACACGGCCUGCACCAAAGGCGACAACGGGAUUCAGCAGGAAGGCACAGUCCCUGCUGCAGGAGCAAGAAGUGAAGGUCCUGGCUGCCAUCCGCUCCUGCCAGGAGGAGCAGAGCCAGCUGGCCGAGUAUCUGACAACCCUCGGUGGCUGGAGCAGUCGCCAGCAGCGGCUGCAAGACGAGCCGCAGACUCUGGUGGACCAGAGCAAGAGUGCCCAGGAGGCGGUGCACCGCGAGGAGUCCCGGGUAGAGGGCAGGCAGGAGGAGGUGCGGCAGAAGGAGCAGCAGCUGCACGCCGCGCUACAGUCGCUGCGCACGGCCGCAACACGGCAGGAAGCUUACGAGGUCAUUGAGGACACAGACCUUCUGGUGGAGAAGGACAGUCAGACAGAGGGGUGUCUGGGAGUGUUUCCCAACGUCCACGCCGUCACCACCGUCACCAGGGUGGGUGUGGCCUCACACUUGUUGUGCUUGCAGGUCACUCCUCUGGCCACGGUGGCAGAGGCAUCGCGCGCAGCCCUGCAGGCCGCCACCGCUGCCGCUGCUGCCACACAGGCAGCCCUGAAGGCAGCGGGCACUGCUGCUGCAGCCUCGGGGGACUCCAGCCUCCCAGCAGCCUGGGCCGAGGCCUCCUCCAUCGCGGAUAGGCUGCAGGCCCUGCUGGCGCCGCCCCUGACGGCCGAGGACCUGCACAGCCUAACACAGCGUGCCAGGGGCCUGGUGGAGGCCGGCCUUGUCUUCGCCGUCCACGACGUGAAGGGACAGACUCGGCACGCAAGGAUCAGCCUUGAAGACGGCAGCCUUUACCUCCACUCCCUGCAGGCCCAGGUCCUGCCGAACUUCAUCGCCACCCUGCAGAUGGGGAAGGUGGUGCCGGCCGCCCCCCCCUGCGAAGUGUUCCUGGACCUGGCGUGGCCCGGCAGCGCGGCGCGGCGGGUGGUGGUGAGUCUACCCCAGGACACCCCCAGGGGCCGGCAGUUCAUGCUGCUGUGCUCGGGCCAGCGGGGCGCCUGCUACGCCAACACCAGGCUGUUUAACGUGAUGCGUGAGGGACAGCCGGGGGAGUGUGUGGUGGGAGGAGACUACCAGACAGGUGAUGGGAGGGGAGGAGCCGCCCUGCUGCCUCACCUUGACCAGGGUGAGUACUGGCAGUCAGGCAAGGCGGGGGCUGUGUGGUGGUGGCGGUGGCGUGGUGACCCUGCCCGUGGUGCUCAGUUCAGCAUCACCACCCGGGGCGUGCAGCGUGGUAGUAUUUGGUGUGGUGUCUUUGGCCAGGUGGUGCGGGGCCUGGAGGUGGUGCAGGAGGCAGCCCAGCACCGCCCCGUUACUGAGGUGACUGUGGUGCAGUGUGGCGUGGUGCUGUCAAGAUAGUGCUGCACCACACCACACACCACACACCACCACACCACACCAUUGCCAAUAUUAUUUUUUUUUUUUAAGAGGAAAGAAGCAAACACACACACACACACACACACACACACACACACACACACACACACACACACACACACACACACACACACGGACACACAGACAGACAGACAGAUAGACAGACACAUACAGACAGACACACACACAAAGUUCAGCGUGCAUGUCGUGGUGCUGGCAGUGUGUUGUGAUGGUGGCGGUUGUUGGUGUAAAUACUGGCGGCAGGACACACCACUUCACACAUUGGUCCUUCACUAACAACACAAAUAAAGUUUUCCUCAGCAAACACUUCUGUCACCAGUGUUCACAUCACUGGUCCACACUGUCUCAUCUUGCUUCUCCUCAAUAACAUUAUUGUACAAACACAAA
Messenger RNA from Scylla paramamosain (green mud crab), 2727 nucleotides. RefSeq lists its product as uncharacterized. The record is from RefSeq and is a predicted model, not a curated record. Gene Ontology annotation, molecular function: peptidyl-prolyl cis-trans isomerase activity; ubiquitin protein ligase activity. NCBI's taxonomy places the organism in Eukaryota, Metazoa, Arthropoda, Malacostraca, Decapoda, Portunidae. Bases 655 to 2301 code for a protein of 548 amino acids. The transcript is spliced from 6 exons. Gene Ontology annotation, biological process: protein ubiquitination; protein peptidyl-prolyl isomerization.